CCUCCAGAGACAAGAAGAAUGGCCACACAGGACUCACAAUCCAAACUUCAGCUGGUUCAAACACACAUCCGAGCUUUCCCGGACUUUCCCAAGAAAGGAAUCCUGUUCAGAGAUGUUUGUCCGAUCCUGAAGAAUCCAGCUGCUCUUACAGCAGUGAUCGAUCUGUUGGAAGAACACGUGAGGAAACAUCAUCAGAACGUCGAUGUGAUCGUAGGUCUGGAUGCCCGUGGUUUCCUGUUUGGACCUCUGCUGGCCCAGAGGCUCGGCCUCGGUUUUGUUCUGGUCAGAAAGAAAGGCAAACUGCCUGGAGCCACAGUGUCCGUUUCCUACGAGUUGGAGUACGGCAAGGCAGAAGUAGAGAUUCAGGAGGAUGCAGUGGCUGCAGGGCAGAAGGUUCUGAUUAUUGAUGAUCUUCUGGCUACUGGAGGGACUCUGCUGGCAGCCAGUGAGCUGAUCAGGAAGCUGCAGGCGGAGGUUCUGGGCUGCAUGGUGGUGGUCGAGCUCAAAGAUCUGAACGGCAUCGACAGACUGAAACCACACAAGGUGUUCUCUCUGGUUCAGUACUGACGAGUACCGACACCCCUACGCUCCAACAGAACCCAUUGAGUACAGAGACUGGGACCAGUACUGGAAGUACGAGAAAUCUCUUAAAAUUCUACGCCAAGCGCUUCUGACUGAUUUGAGCUGUGCUGAUGUUCUGACAGCAGGGCUGAAGCUCUGCUUCACUCUCAUGAAGACUCUUCAAGGAUGAGGAUAAACGCCUGUAGGCAGCAGUUUGAUUAGAAAGGAACAAAUCAUACUCCAUCUGUAUAGCAUGUCCUUUAGGAAAAACUCUUUACUUGUUAAUUAAAAAGGGUUUAUUUCAAUUUUUUUAAGUUCUUAUGAAUUCUGCAUGU
This is a messenger RNA of Nematolebias whitei (Rio pearlfish), 896 nucleotides long. RefSeq names its product adenine phosphoribosyltransferase (gene aprt). Gene Ontology annotation, molecular function: adenine binding; adenine phosphoribosyltransferase activity; AMP binding. Gene Ontology annotation, cellular component: cytoplasm. Gene Ontology annotation, biological process: AMP salvage; adenine salvage. The transcript is spliced from 5 exons. The record is from RefSeq and is a predicted model, not a curated record. The coding region runs from base 19 to 567 and encodes 182 amino acids. NCBI's taxonomy places the organism in Eukaryota, Metazoa, Chordata, Actinopteri, Cyprinodontiformes, Rivulidae.